Penicillium nucicola is the source of this 1911-nucleotide messenger RNA. RefSeq names its product flavin-containing monooxygenase. The coding region runs from base 1 to 1911 and encodes 636 amino acids. Lineage: Eukaryota; Fungi; Ascomycota; Eurotiomycetes; Eurotiales; Aspergillaceae. Gene Ontology annotation, molecular function: NADP binding; N,N-dimethylaniline monooxygenase activity; flavin adenine dinucleotide binding. The record is from RefSeq and is a predicted model, not a curated record. The transcript is spliced from 4 exons.
AUGGGAUCUCUCAAUAUUGACAGGCACAUUAUCAAGCUUCCAGUGACGCCGAUAGUUGUCGAUGAGAGGGUUGAUGUUCAAAAGAUCACCCAAACCUGGCUUACAGAUCUUGAAGCUCUCCUUUUGAACAAUCACUGGUCUUCUUUAAAAACUUUAUUUCAUGAUGAAUCUUGGUGGCGAGACAUGUUGGCAAUGGAUUGGGAAUUCCACACUCUGAAGGGUGAAGACAAGAUUCAAACGUUUCUCAGUGUACAUCAAAAGCGAUCCCAACUUCAUUGUCUACGACUUGUGGAAAAAGGUUCAAUCAAGCCCAGACUCGAGACACCUGUUGAAAGCAUGACAUGGAUAACCGCCAUGUUCUCGUUCCAAUCACAGGCUGGACGAGGUCGAGGUGUCAUUUAUCUGACUCCAGAAGCUGUCAAUCCACAAAUAUGGAAGGCUUAUGCGGUCUAUACCAGUCUACAAGAGCUUAAGGGUCAUGAAGAGAGAAUCGGGCCCAAAAGAGAGAUAGGGACAAUGGAGACCAUGCCUGGGGGUGUCAAAGGAGGAACAUGGCGAGAGCGCCGACAAAAGGCGAUCGAGGUUCAGAAUGGCGAAAUGACUGUCUUGAUCAUUGGAGCAGGACAGGCCGGAUUGAACUUGGGUGCGCGUCUGAGGUCGGUUGGGAUCUCUUGUUUGCUUGUUGAAAAGAACGAGCGCGUCGGAGACAACUGGAGAAAUCGAUAUCGAACUUUAACGACCCAUGAUCAUGCCGAGACCGCACAUAUGGCCUACCUUCCUUUCCCCAAGACUUGGCCAAUGUAUACGUCUAAAGAUAAACUUGGGGAUUGGCUCGAAUGCUAUGCGAACAUCAUGGAGCUCGAUAUAUGGCUUAACGUGAAGGUUUUAGGUGCCGUAUAUGACGAUGUGAAGAGCCAGUGGACUGUAAACAUCGACUCGAAUGGUCUCACGAGGGAGCUCCAUCCACGACAUGUGGUUUGGUGUGCUGGUCACAUAGCUCUACCCAGUGUUCCCCUUUUCUCUGGUAUGAAUCAGUUCCAAGGACAGAUCUACCAUAGCAGUCAGCAUCAGGAUGCUGGUGCCUUGAACUGCCAGGGUAAGAAGGUGAUUGUUGUUGGCACAGGUAACAGUGGGCAUGAUAUCGCACAAGACUUCUAUAACCACGGGGCAGAGGUGACCAUGCUCCAAAGAAGUGGCACCUACGUGAUAACCGAGGCAAGGGGGCUCCCCUUUCUACCAGAAAACUUGGGCAUUGAUUGCGAAGACCAGUAUGUCACCAGCAUAGUUCCUCAUUUCCAACUUGUCGGUGGAAAUGAAUCUAACGCGGCAGAUAGGCCUUCCAUGGAGGACGCAGAUGUUCUAUCAGAGAGCUUACCAUGGCCCGUCAAUUUUGCUCUGGGUGUCUCUCUCACGAAACAGAUCUCCCAAGCUGAUAAAGAAACUCUUGAUGGUUUGGAAAAGGCAGGAUUCAAGUUGGAGUUUGGGACAGGCAAUUCCGGCUUAUUCCAAUUGCUGGUUACUCGCGGUGGUGGAUACUAUAUAGACUUUGGAUGCAGCCAGCUUAUCAUUGACGGCAAGAUCAAGGUCAAGUACUCACCUGGGGGUAUAGCAGAAUUCAACAGGACAGGUCUUUUUUUAAGUGAUGGCACCGAACUUGAGGCCGAGAUUGUGGUUCUCGCCACAGGCUAUGAUAAUAUGAGGGAUUCGGUCCGCACAUUGCUAGGCGACAAAAUUGCAGAUCGUUGCAAGGACGUCUGGGAUUUGGACAGCGAAGGAGAGAUAAACGCUAUAUGGCGUCCUAGCGGUCAUCCUCACUUCUGGUUCAUGGGUGGAAGUUUGUCGCUGUGCCGAAUCUACUCGAAAUUCGUAGCCUUACAACUUCAGGCUACUGAGCAAGGACUGAUAUUCUGA